Messenger RNA from Trematosphaeria pertusa, 2480 nucleotides. RefSeq names its product glycoside hydrolase family 2 protein. Gene Ontology annotation, molecular function: hydrolase activity, hydrolyzing O-glycosyl compounds. Gene Ontology annotation, biological process: carbohydrate metabolic process. The coding region runs from base 250 to 2304 and encodes 684 amino acids. Lineage: Eukaryota; Fungi; Ascomycota; Dothideomycetes; Pleosporales; Trematosphaeriaceae. The transcript has a single exon. The record is from RefSeq and is a predicted model, not a curated record.
CUAAUUCGUACGGCGAGCCCUGAGAUCCGGAGAAUUCCCGACCGCAAGAGGGUGAAUACAAUGAGGGGCUAUGCCUAGAUCAGUAAGCCGGACCCAACUUUCCUAUGCCGAUCUACCCACCCGUAUGCGGCACUCAUUAUUCCUUGACACACAUACAAAGAUCGAUCUUUCGGUCUUCAUGAUCCAAGUCUUCCUCUCUUCUCUCAGACUUUGAUACAUUCUACCCCGGACUCUGUGCAUCCCGAAACCAUGGCCACAUAUCCGCGUCCGGACUUCGAGCGCCCAUACCUCAACUGGAUUUCUCUCAACGGCCUGUGGUCCUUCCUCUUCGACGACAACGACAUAGGCCUCACGCAAGGCUGGCAUCUCUCCGGCCUUCCAAGUGAAGUCGUCGUAGACCCCACUCUUGGCUCGUCUUCGUCGUCAUCGUCGAACAAGGAAAGCGAGAGCAUCACCGCCAAGAUCGCUGCAAACCCACACGACCUUAUUAAAGGAAACACCUUCAAGAAAGAAGAGGAGAAGACGACGCAUAAAAAACUCGGCAUUGUAGUCCCGUACGUGUGGCAAUGCCUGGCGUCGCGAAUCGAGGAGAGGGGCGUGCACGAGGUGUUUUGGUAUGAGAGGGAGAUUGCGGAUCUGAGAAGUACGGCGGAGAAGAGUAGCGGCGAGAGGGUGCUGCUUAGGUUCGGUGCUGUGGACUACGAGGCGAAGGUUUGGGUGGGCGGACAGUUUGUCGGCGGGCAUAGAGGCGGGCAUGUGCCGUUUGAUAUCGACAUCACGGAUGCUUUUGCGAGCGCUGAAACGCAGAGUUUGACCCUCAGAGUGUACGACUCGGCGUACGAUCUGACGCAGCCGAGGGGUAAGCAGUACUGGGGCGCGCAGCCGGAGAGCAUCUUUUACACGCCGAGUGGGGGGAUCUGGCAGAGCGUUUGGAUGGAGGUUGUGCCCCCUGUGAGGAUUGGGGAUUCGAGUUCUGGGACGGUACUGAGGAGCGAUGAUAUUGAGGGUGGGAAGCUGAAGGCUAGUGUUAGAGUGCUGGGAAGACCGGCCGGGUAUGGGUAUGCAGUUGAGAUGGAAGUGAGUUUGGGAGGCGUGGUGGUAAGCAAGACCGAGAAGGUGGAGCUUCCAAGGGAGACGGAUAUGGUGUCUUUUGACGCGGAUAUGCGACUUUCUGGCGAACAGCGCUCAAAUUUACCAGCUACAAUAACAGAAACAGCACCCCUCGACGACCCAACCUGCUGGCUCAACAACACCGCCCUUUGGACUCCCGAACAUCCCACGCUUUACGACCUGACACUUCGGCUCUUCAAUGCGACAGGAUCCCAAGUCGACGAGAUCCACACCACCGCCGGCAUGCGCUCACUCUCCUGGACAUCCUCCACCUUCCGCCUCAACAACCGGCCCUACUUCCAAGCCCUACUCCUCGACCAAGGCUACUGGCCCACCACCUUCAUGACGCCGCCCACGCCCUCCGCCCUCAAACACGACAUCCAGCUCUCCAAAGCCAUGGGCUUCAACGGCUGCCGCAAGCAUCAGAAAGUCGAAGACCCUAUAUUCCUGUACUACGCGGACCGUCUAGGCUUCCUCGUAUGGGGAGAGAUGGCGAACGCGUAUCAGUUCUCUUCCCAGUACGUGGAGAGAUUCGAUGCCGAGUGGAGGGAGGCGGUGAAGAGGGAUAUUAACCAUCCGUGUGUAGUUGCAUGGACGCCUGUGAACGAGAGUUGGGGGUAUACGAAUUUGAAAGACGACGUUGAGCAGAGGAAUCAUAUCAGGAGUCUCUACUACGCGACGAAGACGCUGGAUCCGAGCAGGCCGAUCAAUGAUAAUUGCGGGUGGGAGCAUGUCUGCACGGAUUUGUCGACGUUCCACGAUUACUCCGACGGCGAGGCGCUAACGCAGACGUGUGUGAGUUUGGAGGGUAUAUUGGCGCCGAAAUCCGGACGCGGUAUCUUCGUCCCUUCGACCUCAGGAGAUCCGGGUUCGCGGCAUAAAGACGGCGCUCCAGUGCUUUGCACGGAGUUCGGCGGCAUUAAUAUCGCAAGGGACACUACUGCCUCGGGGGUAAGGGAUUGGGGCUACACGACUGCAAGCGAUCCGAAGGAUCUACUGAAACGCAUCGAGACGAUGAUGGCGGGCAUUGUGAAAGGAGGGCAUAUCUGCGGCUUCGUGUACACACAGCUCACGGACAUUGAGCAAGAGGUUAAUGGACUGUACACGCCUGACAGGAAGGAGAAGCUCGAUCCGGCGGAGAUGAGGAAGAUUGUUGACGGGGUAAAGCAGUACUACCACGGUCUGCAUAAGUAGGAUUUGGACGAGAGAAAAGGGGUAAUCAGCCGCAUAAAAUAAGAGCAUAUAUACGAGAAAUAUCAUGAUCGAACUUUCGCUAUGCUCUCGGUUUGACUCGUAGGCAACAGCUAGCAAAAAAGGAAAGAGUCACCGCUAGUCGAAAGCCAGUAACGAUUGUAAAGUUGCUACGCUCC